Molecule: messenger RNA, 1993 nt
Organism: Eublepharis macularius
Lineage: Eukaryota; Metazoa; Chordata; Lepidosauria; Squamata; Eublepharidae
Gene: RBMX2
Product: RNA binding motif protein X-linked 2
Exons: 6
Coding region: 18-1664 (548 amino acids)
Biological process (GO): mRNA splicing, via spliceosome
Cellular component (GO): precatalytic spliceosome; U2 snRNP; catalytic step 2 spliceosome
Molecular function (GO): RNA binding
Source: RefSeq, a predicted model, not a curated record
CAGGUGAAGGCACCAAAAUGAACCCGCUGACCAAAGUGAAACUGAUCAACAAGUUGAACGAGCGUGAAGCCGAGUUGGGCGUGCAAGAGAAAGUCUCCUGGCAUGCUGAGUACAGUGACAGCGCAUGGGUGUUUGUGGGGGGGAUGCCAUAUGAGUUGACCGAAGGAGACAUUAUCUGUGUAUUUUCACAGUACGGGGAAAUUGUGAACAUCAACCUGGUACGUGAUAAGAAGACGGGGAAAUCCAAAGGCUUUUGCUUCAUUUGUUAUGAGGAUCAGCGAAGCACCAUUCUUGCUGUGGACAACUUCAAUGGGAUAAAGAUCAAAGGAAGGACAAUUCGUGUGGACCAUGUGGCUAACUAUCGCCCUCCCAAAGACUCUGAGGAUAUUGAUGAGAUAACAAAAACGCUCCGGGAAAAAGGAUGCGGUGUUAAAACACCUCCUCCCAGUUCACCUGAAUCCUCAGAAGACGAGGAAGUAGAAGUGAAGAAGCACAAAAAAGAAAAAAGCAAGAAGAAGAAAAAAGAAAAGAGAGAGCAUCGGAAACGUGUGAAAGAGGAACUGCCCACACAUGUACCAUCUACUAAAACCAAGAUCAAAGUGGAGAAGGAAGAUCCAGGCUAUGAACAGUAUGCUAGUGCAAAUCAGAAAACCCUUAGUGCAUCUGGGCACAAACAUGCCAACUGGGCACAAGGACAAGAAUUCAAGUAUGAGCGUUCGAGAGAGAGAUCACGAGAGAGGUGCUGGCAGAAUCACAGGGAGGGGUCACGAGAGAGGGGCCAGCAGGAUCACAGAGACGGGUCACGAGAGAGGGGCCAGCAGGAACACAGAGACAGGUCACGAGAGAGGGGUCGGCAGGAUCACAGAGAUAUGUCACAAGAGAGGGGCCGGCAGGAACAUAGGGAUUGGUCACGAGAGAGGGGCUGGCAGGAGCACAGAGAUGGGUCACGAGAGAGGGGCUGGCAGGAGCACAGAGAUGGGUCACGAGAGAGGGGCUGGCAGGAGCACAGAGAUGGGUCACGAGAGAGGGGCUGGCAGGAGCACAGAGAUGGGUCUCGAGAGAGGGGCCGGCAGGAUCACAGAGAUUGGUCACUAGAGAGGGGUUGGCAGGAUCACAGAGAUGUGUCACAAGAGAGGGGCCGGCAGGAUCACAGAGAUUGGUCACGAGAGAGGGGUCGGCAGGAUCACAGAGAUUGGUCACGAGAGAGGGGUCGGCAGGAUCACAGAGAUUGGUCACGAGAGAGGGGUCGGCAGGAUCACAGAGAUGUGUCACGAGAGAGGGGCCGGCAGGAUCACAGAGAUGUGUCACAAGAGAGGGGUUGGCAGGAUCACAGAGAUGUGUCACGAGAGAGGGGCUGGCAGGAUCACAGAGAUUGGUCACGAGAGAGGGGUCGGCAGGAUCACAGAGAUGGGUCACGAGAGAGGGGCUGGCAGGAUCACAGAGAUGGGUCUCGAGAGAGGGGCCAACCGGAUCACAGAGAGGGCUCGAGAGAGAGGGGCACAGAGCGAGGCUGGCCAAAUCAGAGAACAUCUCGUGGUCACAGUGAGGAGAAGCAUAAGAAGGUGGAUGGUAGAGUCAGAGCAGCAGAAAGUGGGAGAUCCCGUGAGCGAUGGGAGACCAGUGACAAGCCUUCCAGGGAGAAGGAGUCUUCCAGGCGCUGCUAACCUGCUUUGUCCUUCCUCACAAGUGCAAAGAGACACAAGGGGAGGUGUACUUACUGGAGCGCCAGCUCUAUGAAAGGAGCAAGCAAACACUAGCAACUGGAAAGGCUUCUGAUUGAGUUGGAAAUUGAUUUUCUCUGCUGGUUUGUGCUGCUCUGCUUGGCGAUAAGAGGCCCAAGGACUGAAUCUUUCUGGUUCACUUGCCUGGACAUAGGAUAUACGCUAGGGACCACCUUCAUCUUGACACUUUGGUCAGAAUGGUGUGGCUUGGCAUCUUUUAAAAAACAUGUUAUGUACAAGCUAAGAUUUCAUAAAUAUGCUUUGAACAGUUG